AUGGCGCCCGCUACAGUUCCGGAAAACCAGUCUGCUGGAGCUGCCGCCAGCUGUUCUUCGGCUGCAGCCUCCUCUCCCCAUAGCUCGCUGAACUCGUCCUUCCCUGUCUGGAUGCCAGAGCUGCCUGAGCUCGGAUUGCAGAAAUCUCUCUUCAAGUCUUAUAUCUGCAGUCUUGUGGGUGACCGAGCUGUGGAAAGCCAUGACCUUCCCAACGCCGAGGAACCCAGUGCACCCCUCCCGACCGAGAGAGAUGAAACUGGCAAGGCAUCAACUGCCCUCUUCAUGGAUGCUUUACUUGGUAGCAAGCUGGCAGUGCCAACCUUUGACGAACGCGACAGUAAAAUGCUCACAGAGAACGGCGAUGUUGCCUACAGCACCUCUGGGGACGUGCUCGUCGAUUUGUUUUACGAACUCGAAACUCUUGUUUCUACGGACAGACUAAAGGUUACACUCGAAGCAGCGUGGAACAAAGACCCCGAUUCUACUCUGCGCCUCCUCUGGAAUGCACGAUCAAUCCAUCUGGGCAAGAGUGACAAGAUCACCUUCUAUCGUGCUGCCGGCUGGCUAGCCCAGCACCACCCACAGACGUUCCUCUCCAACAUUGAAUGGCUAGUCCGUCCAGUGAUUCGCAAGAAAGUCCCCACCACAGACUCGGCUGUUCAAUCAGCCGAAGCAGCAAGCUCGAGUAAUGCCAACAUUAGCGAGGUCUGUGACUCCAUGGAAGAUUUUGAUAUAGUGUCUGUCAACUCAAAUGCCGAAGACGGACAAUCGCCCACGAAGAUUAGAAAGACAACAGUUGACGUCGACCUUCCGCACUUUGAGGUCAAGCAUGGUGUUAGUCACGGGUAUUGGAAAGACUUACUCAACAUGCUUGCUCUGGCAGCCAAUGGCAAACUGAACGCCGACCUAACACCAAAUGACAUCCACUGUAUCUUGAACGAUGAUGCAUGCAACAACAAAGGGAAAUCCAAAAGAGAUUGGUCUCAAGGCCGCAAAAAGUCACUGUUAAAGCAAAGGCACGACAAUACUGUAACCCGCCUGCAGGAGGACAGCUUCUAUCGUGCAUUUUUCAUGGCCGUAGCCAGGAUCUUUGCAGAUCAGCUUGCGCUUGACAUGUCCUGUAUCAGCAAUUCAAAGUGUGAGAACAAAGAGGUAUCCUUGUGUGCCAAAUGGGCUCCCACUCCGAAGCAUGCCCAUGACCGACACACAUUCAUUGCCUCUUCAAUCGCGGAGCUCCUCUUCCCGUUCGAUACAGUCUGCCCAGAGAGCGUGGACCCGACUGAUCGCACUACAUACUUGAAAUAUGCCCGAAGGGCAUAUCAGUGUUCCACCCUCUCCAAGCUACGCCGGCAUCUUGAGGUGGUUGAGCGACCUAUCUCAGAGGAGUGUUUUGAUCACAUCAGGUAUGAUAGGAUCCCGUCCCUCGCCAUGAAGCAGUACACCUCUCUCUUCAUCAAGAAAGACAAGGACGGAUUUGCGAAGUACAUUGAGAAAGUCGCAUCGGGCAAAUCUCGCAUUUCCGGUGCCACUUUGCUACCAUCUACCCUUAUUCACGGUGUUCGAAGUGUUGGCCACUCCAAUGUCUCGGGUAGUGUUGGUAGAGUUACAAGCAGCCGCUUCAAGGCCCAGAGAGAUCCUCUAACGCAAGAAAUUCUCGACAAAACGGCUGAUGGGCAGUGGAGGACCUUAUGCCAGCGCAUCCGAGACUCGGGAAAACUGGAGUCAUCGAUAGCUGUAUGUGAUGUCUCUGGCUCCAUGCUCCAUCCUAAGUUCCGAGACGGAACCUGCCCCAUGGAUUCAUCAAUCGGGCUGUCUCUGUUGAUGGCUGAGAUCACCCAGCCACCUUUUGGGGGUGCAUUUAUCACCUUCUCUGACUACCCACAAGUCAUGCAUGUCGGAGGCACAUCCGACAAGCGGUCUCUCAGAGAGAAAGUUGACUACAUUGCUCAGUCUGCUUGGAGCAUGUCUACAAACUUCGUUUCUGUGUUUGAGGAUUUGUUGCUUCCAAUGGCUGUGGAGCACGGACUCAAGCCUGAGGACAUGGUCAAGCAAGUGUUCGUCUUCUCAGAUAUGCAAUUCAACCAAGCCGAUGUGGGCCAACCAUACGAAGCGUACCGCAGACCGCAGGACACCGCAUCUUGUUGGUCGAGCUCAUUCGAACGCAUCAAGAAGAAAUUCCAGGACGCUGGAUACGAGAUGCCACGUUUGAUUUUCUGGAACCUUGCCGGUGGUCGCAAUAACCGUGUGGCCUCGAAACCAGUCACUGCAGACGAGGAGAAUGUGGCGCUUGUGAGCGGUUACUCUCAGGGACAACUGAAGAUGUUCCUGGAAAAUGGCCAAUUCGAGGAUGAUCCUGAUGAGGUCGUGGAGAGUGAGCACGGAGACGAAGUCAUUGUGCAGAAGCAGAAGAAUAAACUGGAUCCGUCUGCGGCAAUGCGAAAGGCAAUUAGUCAUGAUGCAUAUCGCAUGCUUGAAGUUAUCGACUGA
Neoarthrinium moseri is the source of this 2487-nucleotide messenger RNA. RefSeq lists its product as uncharacterized. The transcript has a single exon. Lineage: Eukaryota; Fungi; Ascomycota; Sordariomycetes; Amphisphaeriales; Apiosporaceae. The coding region runs from base 1 to 2487 and encodes 828 amino acids. The record is from RefSeq and is a predicted model, not a curated record.